This is a messenger RNA of Puma concolor (puma), 1221 nucleotides long. Lineage: Eukaryota; Metazoa; Chordata; Mammalia; Carnivora; Felidae. The record is from RefSeq and is a predicted model, not a curated record.
AUGUCUGUUCGAUACAGCUCAAGCAAGCAGUACUCUUCCUCCCGCAGUGGGGGGGGAGGAGGAGGAGGAGGAGGGUCAUCCUUCAGAAUUUCAAGCAGCAAAGGCUCCAUUGGUGGAGGAUUUAGCUCAGGGGGGUUCAGUGGUGGUUCUUUUAGUCGUGGGAGCUCUGGUGGAGGCUGCUUUGGGGGCUCAUCAGGUGGCUAUGGAGGAUUAGGAGGAGGCUUUGGCGGAGGAGGCUUUGGUGGAGGAGGCUUUGGUGGAGGCUAUGGAAGCAGCAGCUUUGGUGGGGGCUAUGGAGGAGGCAGCUUUGGAGGGGGCAGCUUUGGUGGUGGUGGCUUCAGUGGAGGCAGUUUUGGAGGCUUUGGGGGUGGAUUUGGAGGAGAUGGUGGCCUUCUCUCCGGAAAUGAAAAAGUAACCAUGCAGAAUCUGAAUGACCGCCUGGCUUCCUACUUGGACAAAGUGCGGGCUCUGGAAGAAUCAAACUAUGAGCUAGAAGGCAAAAUCAAAGAGUGGUAUGAAAAGCAUGGCGGCUUAGGCCAGAGAGAACCUCGUGACUACAGCAAAUACUACCAAACCAUCGAUGAUCUUAAAAAUCAGAUCCUCAAUCUGACAACUGAUAAUGCCAACAUCCUGCUUCAGAUCGACAAUGCCAGGCUGGCAGCUGAUGACUUCAGAUUAAAGUAUGAGAACGAGGUCACCCUGCGCCAGAGUGUGGAGGCUGACAUCAAUGGCCUGCGCAGGGUGCUGGAUGAACUGACCCUGACCAAGGCUGACCUGGAGAUGCAGAUAGAGAGCCUGACUGAAGAGCUGGCCUACCUGAAGAAGAAUCAUGAAGAGGAAAUGAAAGACCUUCAAAAUGUGUCCACUGGUGAUGUAAAUGUAGAAAUGAAUGCUGCCCCAGGUGUCGAUCUGACUGAACUUCUGAAUAACAUGAGAAACCAGUAUGAACAACUUGCUGAACAAAACCGCAAAGACGCUGAAGCCUGGUUCAACGAAAAGAGCAAAGAACUCACUACGGAAAUCAAUAGUAACAUCGAACAAAUGUCCAGCCACAAAUCGGAGAUUACUGAAUUGAGACGCACGGUUCAAGGUCUGGAAAUCGAACUACAGUCCCAACUAGCCCUGCAAAAUCGAGCCAUCAUAGACAUCAAGGUCAUGGUGCAAAGCUUUAAGAGGCAUGAUGCAAACCUUCUGGAAAAGAAGCCAGCUUUUGCUGUUUAG